This is a messenger RNA of Mesorhabditis spiculigera, 2619 nucleotides long. Lineage: Eukaryota; Metazoa; Nematoda; Chromadorea; Rhabditida; Rhabditidae. The record is from the annotation of a GenBank genome assembly.
AUGAGACCCCUUAGCAUCGGAUACCUCGAAUUCCUCUACACCUGCCGUUGGACUGUCUCUGGCCAAACAGUGAAAAUUUCCUAUAUUCCGUUCACGUCGCCGGAUGACGUUUUUGCCGUUUCAAUUCGGGUUUUGAAGUGGACAAGCCCUUUUCCAACCUACCUGCUCCCCGCUUCACCAAGGGAAAAUAAUGAACUACAACUGAUCAUGAUGAAUCGGGAUGAAAUUCUCUCCAUCGUCCCGCUGAUGCCACAUCCGAUCACUGAUUCGGCAUUCCCCAGUGUCAAUCUGUACGUACAGCUGCUGGAUGCGUACGACGAUUUUUCGAUCGCUUUCUAUGCGGGCUCAGAUACGGAUAAUGACGAGAAUUUACUCGUGCAAUUUAGUGAUCCCCAAAGUUUAACGCUCUAUUCCUCCGUCUUUUCAUGUAUAAUUAACGCCAGCCACGGCGACUUCUCGUUGGAAUUGCUCAUCUACAACGAAGCCCGGCAAAGAUUUAUUCGCCCAUCUCUGCUGACCAGCCCGUUAUACCCGUGGAAAUUUGACAAUUCAGAGCUAAUUGAUUUUUGUUUUGAGGACUCGGCGGAAUAUUUCCGCCUGGAGCAGGUGACUGUACAGAUAUUUCGUCUUGAAGGUGGAACGAUCGAGAUCAGGGGUGAUAAUGAUGAAUUGAUUGGAAACUACUCCCGUCUGGACUUGGGCAAGAAUAUACAACUGCUGCUCAGGGAUCUGAAGAUCCGCUACUGCCCGAAUCCAACGUCUACUGGUCGGCGAGGAUUUCUGGUAACACUUUCGACAGCACCAUAUGGCCCUUCGAACGUCCCGUGUACACUGACUUUUCCGUUGAGUCGAAAUGCCUCGAUGGUGAUGGUUCCGGAACAGUAUACGAUUAAUAUGGAUGACUACGACCUCAUUUGCGUCACGAUCCCAAAAGAGUCUCCGAUGCCGUUGACCAUCGAGACACGAUUCUGCGACAGCACCCAGAAGCAUCAAUUCGAGCUGGGAUAUAUGACGCACAAUGUGACCGAGUGUGGCUCCAGUUUCAAUUUAUCUAUCGGCGAUGAUCCAUUAUAUUGCUGUAUCCUCACUACCACACUAUCCCCUGAAGAAGUGUUGGGAUUCCGUACUAUUGGGAAUGGACUACCACGGCCUAGUCUCUUCUUUCAAAUUUUGGAAUAUGGUCCAGCCAACACCACCAUCGUGACGCUCAAUUUUAACCAUACAUCUGGAAUUGAAAAAUUUACGGUACCCGAAAAUGCGGAUAAUGAGACGCUAGUGUUCUUCUCGCAUCGCACGGAUACGGCCUAUGCCGAUAUGGGAUGUCCACAAUUGAUCGUCUACGGGAGUCGUCGGAAUGCACCUUGUGACUACGAACUCUACGCUGGGGCGUUGGGAAGGCACUUGGCAACCUUUAGUGACCAUGAAGCCGUAUUUCCGCAACUUGUCACAUCCGAGACGUAUUCGAUCAAGAUACCGCCGUCCUGCUCUCCGACGAUAGCACUGCGGCUGGCUUCCGAUUCUCCCAAUGGAGUCCACCUGCCCGGGUACGGUAUAGCCACCGUAACCGCUCCAGGUUACGGGGAUCCGAUGCACUCGCGAUAUUACGGUAUUAUGGAGAUAAAGUGUUCGUGGCAUAAUGCGCAUGGCGAGAAGUUUUUCUUAAAACUGGAGGUGGUAGAAGUUCUGACUGGUAGCUUGAUGAUCAGUAUCUCUGAUGGAACGGCUACUGGAAGCACCGAGCUCUCCUUCGACACAUCGUACACCAAAAACGGCACUUGGUGGAGCUUUGAAAGUCCGGCGUGCAUAAAUAUAAGUUGGACAAACUCUCUGCUGAUCCCACUCGGAGUACCGACUGGAUUCUUGGCACAUUUCGAAUUUGCUCGACGUCGGGAUGUUGGUGUUACAACAACUGCCGUCACCACCAAGUCUCGAGCUGGAAGCUAUCACUAUUUGCAUCAUCUAUUAUUGCUUCGACGACCUGAUCUGCGUGACAAUCCGACCGGAUUCUCCGUCAGCGUUGACUAUCGAGACUCGCAUCUGCGACAAAUCACAGAGCCAACAAUUCAAGUUGGGAAACCCAACACCAACCUGAUGACCGCGACUUUUGCCUCAAUAAUCGACGUGGGAAAGCUCACGGUGCCGGCAAAUGUUGAGAACGAGACGCUUGUGCUCCUUUCGCACCAAACGAAUGCCGAAUGCGUCAAUAUGACGUGCUCUCAACUCCUGGUCUACGGUGACCAUCAAUCCGUAUUCCCGCAAAUCAUCACUUCCGAGGUGUACACGAUAAGAGUUCCGCGGAACUGUUCACCAACGAUAGCUCUCCAGCCACCUGGUAGCAAUGAUAAAACGAACAUGAGCGAAACGAAAUGCGAGGUUCAAGUCAUCAUACAAGUCUGCAGAAGAACUUCUACCGGACUACUUCUACCGGGAUACGGCAGUGCCGCGGUGACGGCCCCCGGAUAUGGUGACCCAAUGCACAUCGCCUACAACGGACAAAUGACCGUCGGAUUUGCGUGGAUUAACGCGCACAACGAGACCUUUGACGUGCAAAUCGACGUCGUUGAAGUGUUGGCGGGGGAGCUGAUGAUCAGCUUCCACGAAGCGGCGAGACAAACUGAG